This is a messenger RNA of Xylona heveae TC161, 1758 nucleotides long. Its product is annotated as putative transcriptional regulator Cwf13/SkiP. Gene Ontology annotation, biological process: mRNA splicing, via spliceosome. NCBI's taxonomy places the organism in Eukaryota, Fungi, Ascomycota, Xylonomycetes, Xylonales, Xylonaceae. The coding region runs from base 1 to 1758 and encodes 585 amino acids. Gene Ontology annotation, cellular component: spliceosomal complex. The transcript is spliced from 3 exons. The record is from RefSeq and is a predicted model, not a curated record.
AUGGCUUCGGUCGCAGCUUCAUUGUCACAGAUUCUUCCGAAACCGAAGUAUACUGGGGAAGAUGAAGAGCUCCCCGCGCACGCGCAACCGAAGGGUCCUCGAAUUCUUGGGCCCGGCGAGCUCGAUGAGACCCAGAUAGUUCUUCGAAGAACGGGACCGCCGCCGUACGGUAAUCGAGCAGGAUGGCGACCACGGUCCAUUGAAGAUUUUGGGGAUGGUGGCGCUUUCCCCGAGAUUCCCGUCGCGCAGUACCCGCUUGACAUGGGUCGCAAAAUGAACGCCAAAUCCAAUGCCCUGGCCGUUCAGGUUGAUGCUGAAGGCAAAGUCAAAUACGACGCCAUUGCCCGCCAAGGACAUAACGAUAAACGUAUCGUGCACGCCUCUUUCAAAGACUUGAUUCCACUUCGACAACGUGCCGAUGUUGGGGAGAUCUCUUUGGAGAGGCCUUCCGCCGAACAAGUUGCUGAACAGACGGAGAAGACCAAGGAUGCCCUCGCGAAACUCGUAUCUGGUGCUGUAGCAGCGCAGAAGCCUAAGAACGUCAGGGGCACAUCGAGAAAUGAUCCGACUUUCGUCCGCUAUACACCAGCAAAUCAAAUGGGCGAUAACACGCGGAAAAAUGAUCGUAUCUUCAAAAUCGUUGAGAGACAGCAAGACCCCAUGGAACCACCUAAAUUCAAGCACAAGAAGAUCCCUCGUGGGCCGCCUUCACCGCCACCUCCCGUCAUGCACUCCCCUCCAAGGAAACUUACCGCCGAGGACCAAGAAGCGUGGCGCAUACCUCCUCCGGUAUCCAACUGGAAAAAUCCAAAGGGUUAUACUGUCCCACUGGACAAGCGUCUUGCCGCCGAUGGUCGCGGCCUGCAGGAUGUCACAAUCAACGACAAGUUUGCUCAAUUCGCCGAAGCGCUUUUCACCGCCGACCGCCAUGCCCGAGAAGAAGUCAAACAGCGCGCGCUCAUGCAACAGAAGCUCGCAGAGAAGGAAAAGGCGCAAAAGGAAGACCACCUACGCAUGCUCGCCCAAAAGGCCCGCGAGGAACGCUCCGCCGCCGCCUCCGGCUCAGCGAGCCGCCGCCGGAGUCGCUCUGGCUCCAUCGCUUCAUCGCGUUCUCGUUCACGAUCUCGGUCCGUCAGCUCUGACGAGGAUGAAGCCGCUCGGGAGCGUGAAGAGAUGCGUCGUGAGCGCCGUCGUGAAGCUGAGCGUCAGCUUCGCCAAUCACGUAUGGGCACUGAGCGCCGGAUUCAAGCAAUGGCGCGUGAGCAGAACCGUGACAUUUCCGAAAAGGUCGCUCUCGGUCUGGCCAAACCCACCCAGUCAUCUGAGACCAUGUACGACUCUCGUCUUUUCAAUCAGACGAGCGGGUUUGAUACUGGCUUCAAUGAGGACAAUCCAUACGACAAGCCCCUCUUUGCGGCUCAGGAUGCAAUCAGCAGCAUCUACCGGCCACGGACGAACUUUGAUGAUGACGAGGACGAAGGCGCCGAUGCAGGGAAAGAAAUGGAUCGUAUUGGCAAGAGCAACAGAUUUGAAGUCCUCGGCCGAGCCAAGGAGGGUUUCAAGGGCGCUUCAGAUGCAGAGCCCCGCUCUGGCCCUGUCCAGUUCGAAAAAGAUACAGCCGAUCCUUUUAACAUCGAUGCUAUGAUCUCAGAGGCUACUGCCGGCGGAGACGGCGGUGCCGGAACCAAGCGUUACGGAAUGCAAGACUCGCGCGACACUGGCUCGUCCAAGCGCGCCAGGAUCGAUGACGACGAUUAG